Salvelinus fontinalis (brook trout) is the source of this 30116-nucleotide messenger RNA. RefSeq names its product microtubule-actin cross-linking factor 1-like. Bases 2650 to 28041 code for a protein of 8463 amino acids. The transcript is spliced from 97 exons. Gene Ontology annotation, cellular component: actin cytoskeleton; keratin filament; microtubule. The record is from RefSeq and is a predicted model, not a curated record. Gene Ontology annotation, molecular function: structural molecule activity; microtubule binding; cadherin binding. Gene Ontology annotation, biological process: intermediate filament bundle assembly; regulation of focal adhesion assembly; wound healing. Lineage: Eukaryota; Metazoa; Chordata; Actinopteri; Salmoniformes; Salmonidae.
AGCGUUUUUCUCUCUGCCUGCGAGCGAGGGAGAGCACGACCGAGAGAAGCCAGCGACAGAGAGAGGAAUACAGGGCUGCCUACUGUUACGGUGUCUCCCGGUUUCCCUUGGAUCUACAGACCUCGGCUCACACAUACACACGCAGCUGAUUGGAGGAUCGCCCAGCCUUGCAGGCACACACACACACACACUCUUGCUCUCUCUUCAGCUGCACACACACACAUUUUGCAUCUCUCCCGGGAACGCUGUGUUUAUUGGAUCAAUCCGACCAUGCUUGUCUGACGGGGACCUUGUUCUCCCUUCAUCCGGAUCCCCAUCUCCUCCUCCAUCUCUCUCUAUAACCAGCCAGACUACCGGACUUAUCCUCUGCCUUUGCCUUACCCAGUCAGCUGUUCUUUUGCAGGCAGCGUCAGGAGAACGGCUAAAGCCGGAGGAUACUGGACCUUCCCUAACCAAGUCUAACCCAGUUUAGCCCAGCCUCCUGUAGCCCAGCCUCCUGUAGCCCAGCCUCCUGUAGCCCAGCCCAGCCACCACUGCUAAUUCCAUUAACCAGACCAGAGGAGACGAGUGGAGAGGGAGUGCCUUUUUAACCAACUGCCUGUCUGUCUGCGUGGUUGUCUGCGACCAGACCCUCUUUGCAUGCACGCCUGUGGCCUCACACUGGGAACACAUACAGACCUGGAUGAUUGUGGAUGCUGAUGUACUGGAGCAGGGUCGAAGACUGUCAGCAGGGAUGACUGAAAAAGCCUGCCUGGCUGACAGACAGUUCUAAGGUUGGAGAUGGACUGAGGGGUUGGUGAUUGGAUAGUUCCAGCCACCAGCACGAUCUCCCAGCAAUCCUCCGUUGGAGGGGGGAUGAGCUCAAGGCCGGUAUCAAUGGGGGAGCCACGUGACGUCUGGAAAGCUAAAGGUUGGGUCUCUACGCCCUUCCUCGCCGUGCUCUGGAUUUAAACCUGAUAUAGCACCAGAGACCAAGCUACAGGAACCACUACCAGCUUCCCGAGUUGUCUGGAUUUUCUAUGAGACAACGCUGCAGGUAUCUUACCACUCCUAAUGCAAUGUGUGAUUGGUAGUCAUUGAAGGAUAAUGCAGGACACCUACCAUUCAGGAUCUCUUCACCUCUCUUCCUGGUCCCAUGGUUACCCGUAUCACUUGGAGAUUUUCAAGUCCGCACCGUAACGUUGCCCUAACGCUCGUUCAACGCCCCCCGUAGGUUUCCUUCGUCCUGAGACCUCUCUGUGGUUAACAACCGGGGAAAACUGAAGGAGCUCAAACGCCACCUGACGCAGCGACUCCAUGAACAGGGGGGAUGGCGAGGAGUCUGAGUCGCCGCCGUCGAGGCUCUGAUUUUGAGUUAACAAGCUGUCAGAGUAUUGGCUGACUGUCCACUAUCACCCUCCACCAAUCUGGAUGGUGGAUAUUAGCACGCUGUCUCGGCAGAACGGGACACCACCGGCUACUACAGAGCUAAUGCCGUCUCCACUUCUACUACUAUGACUGUUGUUGGCCGUUACGGCGCUGACAGCAAUAACAUUAUCGCAGGAGCGGAGAGUUAUUAAUAAUAUAUGAUUGUGGAUACCUGGAGGCGAGCCUGGAUAAAGUACGUGGAUUACACUACCCCCGGAACGACAGGGAAAACAAAUUACGAACAAACUGCGUGUGUGCAGGAUGGCGGAAGCAAAGUGGAAUUGCAGAUGACUGGAUUCAUUUUUUUAUUCCGCUGCCGAGCGACUGCACCGAGUCAGACACAUUGCAUGUGUGAGUGUGUGUGUCCGACACUGUUUGUGUGUGUGUGUGUGUGUGUGCACUGCAGCUCCCUCGCGUCUCACACUCUGAGGAAUUGCAGAUAUGAGAUGAGACGAGCACUGAUUCCAUCGCAGGCAACGCCAGAGACCCCAUGGACUUCUCUCACGCACACGCCGACAUUGUGUGUGUGAAACGACUGAUGCGCUGAAGAGGACGCUGCAGUGCUCUGACUCACCGUCUCACACAUCAGACUCUCCUAGCCUCAUUCAACAUGUAUGUAUGAGCCACGUUGACUUUCGUUCUCACCUGCCAAACUUUGGAGGAAUAAACGACUAAAGCCUGAAGCCAAAUCUAUUUUCUGGUAAGCUGUGCUGAGUCUGCUGACAUGUUUCUGCCUCGGUGUCCUUGACGUUAGCGCUGGGACCCUGCUGGGACGUCCGUGACCUGCCCGUAGAGGCAUAGCGACAGUGGGGGGGGCCUCGGAGAGCGAGCAAGAGCAGACAGGGAUGACAGCGGUGUUGGUGAAGUGAGGCAACAGCUGCAAAGAGAGCAGGAGGAGGAGAGGGGGAGGGAAGGCGGGGAGAGGAGCACCUACGGACAGACGAGAGCUGUGACACGCAAGCCUGCAGCAAGCACCUCGGCCGGGUGGACUGAAUCAGACCCUAUGAGAAGGUGACGAGAGCCCACAUCCCGUCUCGCCAUUGUCACUCUCUAUACUCCUGGCAAGCAACCAUACCUAAACCUGCUGUCACUAACGUCACACCGCGAGCAGGUGUCACAUUGAUAUCGCUUUCGUCCGUCACUCUCUGCUACUCUGGCGUGCCUGUCCACCUGAGGGUCUGUUUUUUUGCGUUCUAUUUUUGCCUCCUCUGUCCUUCCCUUGCCUCAGUCAUUCACUCUGAGAUGGGAAGCUCGAUGGGUUGUGUGAGGCCUCCUAGGGAGGGAGGACACGGCUUCCCCCCGCUGUCCCCCAACCCCAAACGGCGCCUCCGCUUCCGGCGGAAACGCAAAGGAAAGAAGCACCAGAAAGGAGGGUCGUCGGUAGGCUCGGAGGUGGAAAGCGUAAGGAUAAGCAACAUACCGGAGGAAGAGGAUGAAGAGGACAAAGGCACUGUCACGGAGGCAACCACGGCCUCGUUCAACACCAUGAGUGACGUCGGAGCCAAAAUCACCAAUUUAACUGUGCCUCAUGUCCAAACGCAAUCCAGACUCCCCCUACCCAGUGCUCUCUGUACGGACUCCGCGAGUGACAGCAUUGGGGGGUUGGGUGGUAGCAGAGUGCUGGAACUGUCCCCUGAGCCAAGCCCAGUGUGGAGAAGGCUGUCCUACCCCGGAGCUGGGAGUGAGGAAGGGGGGACGAGCAGUACCAUAGAGGCCCCAAGCAGCCAAGGGCAACCCAGUGAGACCCCCACCCCCACCCCGACACCAGAUAACCCUGACCCAUCUUUCCCGUCCCAGGUGCACACCACCCCUGGUGGGGGUCGCGUCUGCAAAGUCAGGGAGCGAGAACAAGGGGUCCUGGAGAGGCCUUGUAUACGAAGACCCAAGAAAGAAAGGGCACGGGGGGAAAACCGAGAAAAGGAGAAAGAGGAGGUGGGGGAUGAAGGCGGGGUAGCAGGGACGCUGGGGGUUGCUUUUAACAACCCUUCGGCAAAGGAGCGCAAAGGGGUGGUCCACAUUCGCGAGGUGGAGGGCCGGCUGUGUGUUGUGAGGACAGUCUACCCCAGUGACUUUGGGUCCCCGGUUUGGAGAGGGGACAGUUACCAUGACAAAGAGGUAGAAGUAGAGGUAUGUGCCGAACCUCCAGCCGCGUCCCCUGUGACUGGGAACAUCCUCAAAGUACAUAUUUCUGAGGAAGACAGCAGGAGAGCCAAAAUGGAUGCCAGGACCACUUUCCUUAUGGGGACCCAGGAAGCUACAAAAGUCAAGGAACUCAGUCUGGAUAAACCAGCGCACGUCCAAGAGGGACUAUUAAUACAGAACCCUCUUUCCUCUGCCUAUGCCAGCGAUCUGCCCCGCACCUCCCCAGAGACUGGGGGAGCCACCCAGCUAAGCAGGUUUGGCUUGACCCAAAGGAGAGCCAAAAUGGACACCUCAGGUCUCAAUAUGACAACCGACCUUAUGGGGACCCAGGAAACUACAAAAGCCGAGGGACCCUCGGUACAGGACCCUCUGUCCUCGGGCUAUGCCAGCGACCUGCCACUAACCUCCCCAGAGGCAGGGGGCGCCACCCAGAUAGACUGGGAAAGCUCCAGAGAGGGACUGGACUCUGCAACUGACAGUCCUCUAUCUCCACCCCAGGUCACCACAAAGCAGUUCCCUCAGAUCUCAGAGAUCUACGUGAGCGGUGAGUCAGGGGACCUGACGGCGAAGGAGAAGCUGUUGUUAUGGAGCCAGCAGGCCUCCGAGGGCUGGCCUGGCCUCCGCUGUACCAACUUCUCCUCCUCCUGGCGAGACGGGCGCAUGUUCAAUGCCCUGCUCCACCGAUUCAGGCCAGACCUGAUUGACAUGGAGGUGGUGGCGCAGCAGAGUAACCUUGACAACCUGGAGCAGGCCUUUGAGAUCGCCGAGUCGCUAGGGGUGACCAGACUACUGGACGCUGAAGAUGUGGACGUUCCGUCUCCAGAUGAGAAGUCGGUCAUCACGUACGUCUCCUCCAUCUACGAUGCCUUCCCCAAGAUCCCAGAGGGAGGAGAGGGCAUCGCCGCACACGAGGUGGAUCACCGCUGGGCAGAGUACCAGUCUCGUUUCUCCACGCUGCUCCAGUGGAGCCGGCAGCACACGGCACUCAUGGCCAACAAGAACUUCCCACUUAACCCUGUGGAGCUCAAGGCACUUUACAAUGAGUACGUCCAUUUCAAAGAGACGGUGAUCCCUGCCAAGGAGCUGGAGAAGAGUGGCGUUGAACACCUCUACAAACUGCUGGAGGUAUGGAUGGAGUUUGGGCGCAUCAAGCUGCCCCUGGGCAUGCACCCCAACGACCUGGAGGAGGAGUGGGGCAAGCUGAUCCUGGAGAUGCUGGAGAGAGAGAAGGCCCUGCGGCCCGCUGUGGAGAGACUGGAGUUAUUGCUGCAGAUGGCCAAUAAGAUCCAGAACAUGGCCCUGGACUGUGAGGAGAAGCUCACCCUGGCCAAGAACACACUGCAGGCCGACAUGUCCCAGGUGGAGAGUGGCGAGGCGGUGCGUUGUGAGAGGGAGCUGGGUUUGUACCUGCAGGACUGUGAGGUUCUGAUCAGACGGCUCAACGUGGACCUCCACGUCCUCCGAGACCAGAAGUACUACCAGGUGGAGCAGCUCGCCUUCAGAGUGUCCUGUCUACACGAGGAGCUGGUCUCUCUCCGGCUCCAGUGCUCCAGCGUCUACAGGAAGGGUCACUUCUCCCCGGUGACGGGGGGAGACCGGACGGCCCCGCGGGGGAGCGACAGUGGUCUCUCCCUGUCCACGGGGGCCCAGACCCUACUGGGGGCAGUGGGGGUGAUGGGGGCAGCCCUGCUCAGGAGACCCAUGUCCCGCUCUCAGCUGGUGGCCAUGUCAUCCUCGGAGGACGAGGGGAGUCUCCGGUUCGUCUAUGAGCUCCUGGGAUGGGUGGAGGAGACACAGGACUUGCUGGAGCGUGCUGAGUCGGGGGCGGACCUGCCCUCUGUAGAGCAGAACCUCCAGGACCACCAGAACAUCCACACUGCCGUGGAGGAGCUGCUGCACAGCCUGAAGGAGGCCCGCAACUACGAGACGAAAGUCUCUCGUAACUUCAGGAGCAAUUAUUCUGACACUCUCGCCAAGCUGGAGCAGCAGUACUGCAAACUACUGGAAAACUCAUCGUGGCGUAUGCGCUGCCUGGAGAGCCUGCAUGCGUUUGUGUGUCGCUGUACAGAGGAGCUGAUCUGGCUCAACGAGCGAGAAGAGGAGGAACUGGCCUACGACUGGAGCCAUAACAAUACCAACGUCAACGCCAAGAGAGAUCUAUACGCCGAAAUGAGGUCAGAGCUGGAGGAGAAACAGGAAGUGAUGCACUCGCUGCAGGAAACGGCCGACCGGCUCUGUCAGGAGAACCACCCGGCCAAACAGACAGUGGAGGCGUACAGUGCAGCGCUGCAGACCCAGUGGCAGUGGGUACGCCAGCUGUGUGUGUGUGUGGAGCAGCAUCUCAAAGACAAUACUGCCUACUUCCAGUUUGUGAGUGACGCACGGGACUGCGAGACAUACCUGCGUCAGCUCCAGGACACCAUAAAGCGACAGUACACCUGUGACAAGGACAGCAGGCUGGGCAAGCUGGAGGACCUGCUGCAAGACUCUAUGGAAGAGAAGGAGCAGCUGAUUGAGUACCGCAGCUCUGUGGCCAGCCUGGUGGGCCGGGCCAAGACGGUGGUGCAGCUCCUCCCCCGCAGCGCCGAGAGCACCCUGGGAAGCACCACGCCCAUCCGCGCCAUAUGUGACUACCGGCAGAUAGAGAUCACCAUCAGCCGAGGUGAGGAGUGUGUGUUGGAGGACAACUCUCAGAGGACUAAAUGGAAGGUGAUCAGCCCCAGUGGGAAUGAGGCCAUGGUGCCGUCAGUCUGCUUCACCGUACCACCGCCCAACCAGGAGGCCAUGGACACCGCCAGCAGGAUGGAGCAGCUGUACCAGAACGUGAUGUCUCUAUGGCACAAUCUACACGUCAGCAUGAAGAGUGUGGUCUCCUGGCACUACCUGCAGAAAGACAUCAGGACCGUCUCCUCCUGGAGCCUAGACACGGUACGUUCCCAGACCCCUGUGGCCAGGGACCAGGCUCUGAACCAUUUGGAGGCCCACCUGGCUGACUUCCUCUCUGACAGCAAAGAGAGCGCCCUCUUCAACCCCGCUGAGAGACGCGAGCUGGAGAGAGACGCCCACACCGCCCAGGAACACUGCCAGGACCUGCUGGUCAACAUGGAGACAGUGGAGAAGGAUGAGUCUGUCUCUCGGUCCUACCUGUCAGAGCUCCAGAACAUUAAACUGCGUCUGGAGGAGGCGGAGCAAAAGCUGAUGCGCAGCAUUCAGACUCCACCCCCUAGCAACCUAUCGGGCAACAGCAUCGACAACACUGUUCAAAUUGCAGAGCAAGAGAAGCUGCAGUCGGACCUGGAUGGCCUGCGGACCAGUCUUGGUGAGGUGUCGCGUCGCUGUGUGAGUUUCUUUGAGGAGAAGCCCACCUCCUCCACUGUCCCCAUGCUGCGCUCUGAACUCAACCUGGCUGUGGAGAAGAUCGACAGACUACACAACCUCUCCUCUGUCUACCUGCGCAAGCUGAAGACAGUGGAUGUGCUGAUCCACAGCUUGCAGGCCGCAGAGAUCCAGGUGAAGAGGUACGAGAGCAGGCUGAGUGAGGAGGACAUCGUCCCGGCAGACGGCAACGCAAUCCAGGCCCUACGGGAACAACUGGGGACGUGGCAGUCAGAGCUUGAGGACCAGGAGGGAGUGUUGAGCUCCCUGCAGUCGGGGGUGCAGAAGGCCCGGGAGACGGGGACUCAGCUGAACAGGCUCCACCCAGACCGCAGCCCGGAGCUGGAGCGCUACCAGGAGAAAGCCGCCCAGCUCACCGAGAGGUGGGCCGGAGUCAAGAGACAGAUGGACACACGGCGAGCCGAACUAGAGGCUCUGGGCUCGGUCCUGCAGCACUACAGAGACGGCCACUCUGCUCUGAUCCACUGGAUAGAGGAGACCACUGAGAGACAGGAGAACACUCAGCCUGGACAGACUGACAGCAGAGUCCUGUCUGAACAACUGGCAGAACAAACGGCAUUAGUAGCCGAGAUCGAAAAGAACCAGACCAAACUAGACGAGUGCCAAACCCACUCCAAACAGUACUGCACCUCUGUCAAGGACUACGAGCUACAACUGAUGACAUUCAAAGCCUUUGUGGAGUCGACCCAGAAAUCCACUGUUAAGAGGAGGAGGAUGCACUCUUCAUCAGACGCCAUCACGCAGGAGUUCAUGGACUUGCGCACACGCUACACAGCCCUGGUUACCUUGACGACGCAACACGUCAAGUACAUCAGCGAUGCACUGAGGAGACUAGAGGAGGAAGAGAAAGAGGUGGAGGAGGAGAGGCAGCAGAGGGUAGACCAGGUGUCAGAGCUGCUGGGCUGGGUCAACGGCCUCCAGGGCGCCUCCGCCGAGUCAUCCAUCGCGGCGCAGCAGGCUGUCGGUGAGCAGUUAGCGGCUAAGAAGGAGGAGGUGGCUCAGGCUAUCAGGAACACCCAAGUCUUCCUGAUGUCUAAACAGGCCAGCAAGUUGUCCCCAGAGGAACGUGUCCAGGUGACCUCCCAGCUGGAUGAGCUGACGGCCACCUACAGCCAGCUGUGUAACCGUUCCACCGCCCGACUGCAACAGCUGGAGCAGGAGCAGGCCAAAGAGGAGCAGAGAAAGAGCCAAGCUGCCAUUGGUGGAGUUAUUGACCUGGGCACCAUGGAAACUGUCCCAGUCUUCCAAGCUGCUCAGCGUGGCCUCAUUGAUCAGGACACCUGCCAUGUCUUAUUGGAGGCCCAGCUCACCAUGGGUGGGUUAUUUCAUCCUGUCUCCCCUGUGAGCCUAUCACUGGAAGAGGGCUUCAACUGUGGCCUGAUUAAUAGUAUCAUCAGCCAAUCCCUAGCAGAGCUGGAGAGUGCCUUGCAUCUUGUCGACCAGACAGAACAACUGGAGGGCCAGCUCCUCCCAGUGGCUGCAGCCAUGGAGGAGGGCCUUAUCAGAGAGGAGUUGGGGCUGCGUAUCCUGGAGCUGCAGAUGAACACAGGAGGCCUGAGGGAGUUGGGAGGAAGAAGAGUGACCUUGGAUAGUGCUGGAGAGAUGGGCCUGCUGACCCCAAGGGUCUACACCAAGCUCAGGUCACGGGUCAAUCGGAGGGAGCUCGUUGACCCUAACACAGCCGAAAAGCUGAAUCUGUCUGAAUUGCAGCAGCGCUGCGUCCUCAGCGAUGACACCGGCUUGCAUUUGCUGCCAGUCAAACAGCAGCCAGGAGGCACCGUCUGCCUCGCUUCCGGCAGGAAGGUUGGGAUCUUCCGUGCUGUCCAAGAGAAUCUGAUUGACAGGCAAGUUACGGUGAGAUUGCUGGAGGCCCAGCUAUUUGCAGGUGGGAUCGCUGACCCCCGUACGGGACGCCGCCUGACUGUGGACGAGGCUGUGCGUCACAAUCUGAUGGACCAGGACCUGGCCUGUGCCAUGCUGACCCGCCAGCUGCAGAGUGGUGGGAUACUAAACCCUGUAAGUGGGGAGCGCCUAGGGUUGGAGGAAGCAAUCCAGAGGGACCUGCUCUCACCUCGUCUGGCCCUGCUGGUGCUCGAGUCCCUCUGGGCUUUUAUGGGGAUGCUCUGGCCUGAGUCAGGGGAGCUGCUGCCCAUUGCAGAGGCUCUACAACAAGGGGUCAUCUCGGGAGAGCUGGCUCUGAACAUCCUGAGACAACGCCACACGAUAGGUGCCCUGUACCUUCCUGAAACCCCCAAGGUUGUGUCCCUGAAUCAGACUAAGGAGGUCCUUGAACCCAAAGUGGCUGAGAUUUUGAAAGAGAUUCAGAUCCCAGAUGUGCUACACAACAUGAACCAGUCAGGCUCCCCAAAACUAAAUCGCCUAAGCUGGGGCUCCACUGGGUCAUCCCCUCCCUCCUCGCCACCUGCCUCUUCCUCAGAGCACACAUGUGUCCCCUCAUUUCUGGAGGAGAUGGCCCCUGAUGAGCAGGCACAUCACCGCCUGCUUUUCCAUUUAAUGACCCACAGUUAUAUAGAUGCCCAUUCUGGCCAGCGCUUAGUGUUGCUCGAGCCUGAGCUGGUGGAACUUGUCAAGGCUGCUACUGGUCUGAUCAAUGUGGAUCCUAUUCCUGGAGUGGUUGUGUCAGGGUUGACUUUGACUUCAGAAAGACAGGAGUUUAUGGAAGUAGUGCCAAUUGUAAGUUUGGCAGAUAAUCGGCAGACAAGGGAAAUUGGAGAGGUCCAGGAAAAGAAAACAUUCAGCUUGUCUGAAAAAUAUAUUUCCUCCAGAAAGAUGGUAGAAGAAGCUGAUAGUCAAGAAUGGGAUGGUACACCUGACAUGAUAUUGCAGGCUAAGCAAACUGGAAUUAAGGAGAUGGGACAGGUAGACCUUGACUCAACCAUGAGAAUAAGUGAGGAGGGAGAUCGAGGUGUACAUAGAGAAGUAAAAAGUGAAAAGGAGGAAAUUGUUAUUUUUGAAAGUGUCAAGCCCUCAGCUGGACUACCAGAAAAUCAAUCAAUUACAGACUCGUAUGAAGAGGGGCUGGUAGAGAUUAAAUCAGAGGGAGCAAGAGAUAGAAGUCACAAAAAGACAAAGGAUAAGGACUCACUCAUGGAAGACAUUGACGGUACACUUGUUGAAGCCUCAGAAAUGUACUCAACCCCAUUUAAGACUGAGGCAGAGACUCUGAUGCCAACCCAAUCUGAUGCCAACCCUAUUCCACCAUCAGAGACUAAUGAAAAUGAGAGCAUGCCUGUGAGUGUUGGAGUUAAACAUACUAUGAAGGAUGCUCAGAGGGUCACAGUGAAGACCCCACCCCAGGUUAUGAGUUUAGAGGCAGCAGCAGUGAAGAGUGAGGAUGAUGUUGAGCUGGAAAGGUUGACCUCAGAGCUUCACCAAGGGGGUCUACUGAUGGAAGGAGGGCAGCGGCUUCUCCCAGAUGAAGCCGUGGCUCAGGGGGUCCUCCCUGGACACACUGCAGUCAAGCUGAUGGCCAAGGCAGGACUUUUCGGAGGUUUCCUGGAUGUCAGUGCAUGCGAAUCUCUGAGCAUGGAGGAUGUGAUGCAGGAGGGUCUGCUUGACGAAGACCUGAUGUGGAGUGUGCUGAAAUCAGAGAAGACCCUGGCAGGGGUAGUGGAUGUAAAGAAGGGGAAGAUUUGUACCCUGAAGGAUGCUGCUCGGGCAGGCCUGAUAGACUCCAACACAGCUGCUCGGCUUCUGGAGGCUCAGGUGGUCUCAGGGGGAGUGGUUGACCUGCGGAGGGAUAAGAAAGUGUCUGUUACCCUGGCAGCCAACCUUGGGCUGAUAGAGGAGGACCAACGAGAGAAGCUAGUUGCGUUGGAGAAGUCAUACCGUGGAAAAUACUCAGACCCAGAUUCAGCGCUAACCAAAGCAACGUUGCAGCUGCAAAUGGAUGGGGUUGUCGAUCCCAAAACGAAGUCACCUGUUUCCCUAAAGCAAGCCCUUGAAAGAGGUUUGCUUGGGCAGGAGGAAGUCUAUCAAGCCUUGUCCCAGCAAGUGGCAGAGGGUGGCAUCGUGCAUCACAACUCUGGAGUUAGACUGUCAGUUGCUGAUGCUUUGCAGCGAGGUUUGGUAGACCGUGCCAUAGCCCCAGAACUGGGGGAGUUAGAGAGAGCAUGUCAGGGGGAAGUCGCCCUCUCUUCAAACCCAGAUGCUGCCCUCCUCCAGGCGUCCACAGGUGCCAUUUUUGACCCUGAUUUAAAGUGUAGACUUACAUUGACAGAGGCUGUCUCCGAUGGUCUGCUCGAUGAGAGCACUGCCAAGAAAGCAAUGGUUUCUCCAGGGGUAACACAAGGUUUGUUGGAUCCACAAAGUGCCCAAAUUGUGCCGUACUCAGACCUUGUAAACCAAGGCAAGAUUGACAUUAAGAGCGGAAAGCGCUUCUUGGAAGUGAAGCCUUUCAAGGGAAUUCAGGAUAAGCAAACAGGUGAAAUCCUGAAUUUAGCUGAAGCAAUUGCAUCUCAACAAGUUGAUCCGGUCCCAGCACUCAGAAUGUUGCAAAGCCAGGCAGACACUGGAGGGAUUAUUGAUAUUUCCAAUGGAGCUAGGCUCCCUCUGCCUAAAGCCUCUAAGAAAGGGCUGGUGGGAGAACAUAUGGCCAGGCUCAUUGCCACCAACCAGGUUCUGAAAGGGGGCUUGUUUGACCCUUCCACAGGGCAGAGAGUCUCUAGCCUGAAAAAAGCUGUCAAAGAUGGGCUUAUAUCCAGAGAAAUGGCUGCAGAACUCCAGGGCAACUUGGGCUCCAUGGAAGUAGAAUGUGACGAUGAGGAUAGUUCAACACCCAUUGCCUCUUCAAAUGGGACCUAUAGUCCUGCAGUCACAUUAUCAAUAUCCAGUCCAGACAGCCAAACCAAAAUAAUUAUUGAAAGUUCUGAAGUUAUUUCUCCAUCCCCACAUCCAGAAGAGUCAGAAAAGGGUUAUAACCCUUUAAUGAUCACAGAGGACAUUGUAAAGACUCUAGAAGCCGGAACGUUCAAGCAGUCAGAAGAUCUGCAACACCAUGGCUCUGUACACAUUGAAGAAGAAAUGAGAGAUGAACAGGUCUCAAUAGCCGGGAAGUCAUUGGAAAUUGAGUCGGACCAGUCAAUCAAUUUGUUGGCUCAGUUUGCAAUCAAUGCGAAGAAAAGGGUUCAGCAGGCCCUUCAGGAGAUGGAGACUCCGCAAGAUGUUACUGUUCGACCACCAGAAAAUGAUAACAAAAAGGGGUCUAGACCUGUGGGCGACAGUAGUUCAGUCACGCAGAAGGGGCAGUCUGCUAUGGGCAAAGAACCACGAAUGGACUCGACAGGGGCCAUUGGCAGAGAAGGUAGGGAUCAACAGGGCAGCAUAGACAUUUCUACACUAGUUGAGAGAUAUGAAGGGAAGACAAAUGUGGCAGAAGACAGUACUGAGAACGUGGUGGAGCAAGGUAGAGUGGAGGUUGAGAGGGACACAAAGAUUGAGGUCACAGAGUGUGAUGAUCUUGGACAUGCAUCACCCCCUUCCAAGGAGGCCGAAGGUAAGAGCAAAAAGAAGAGGAAGAAUAAGAAGAAAGGAAAAGGGGAGGUUGAUAUUGAGCAAAGACCCUCAGAAAAAGCUGAUAUUCAGAAAACGGAAAACAAAGACCAGAAUGUACAGUCAGAGGGUAAGGAUAAGGGUAUUGAGUCCACCAGAGGUUAUGUUACCCCACAGGAGAAAGAGGAGUCCCUUGUGCAAGAUGUUCAAUCUGCACUUGGAAGUGCCAAGGCACAUUCUGUUGAGAGGUUUGGAGAUCCAGAAGAUAUUGGCAAAGUAAGGGAAGGUUCUACUGUUCCGCUUGGAGCCAUAGAAGAUGCUCUUGAGGUAGAGAGCGAUGGUACAGAAGAGUAUAAGGUCUUCGAGGACAAAAGACGGGUGGAGAAGAACAAAACGUCUAAGAUACCUAUGGCAUCAGAGAAGGUUGAACCUGUGACAGUGGAGAUACCAUCCAUCCAUGAUAAAGCAGAUUCUGAAGUGACAGUAACGAAGGGUGUUCUCGACAGCUUGGACAAAAAGUCUAAGAUACCCAUAGUAGCAGAAAAGGUUGAAUCUGUGGCAGAUGAGCGAUCGUCCAUCCAUGAUAGAGUAUCCAUUCAUAAUAGAGUUUCUAAGGAUGAGCAAAAGCGGGAAGGCGAGCAGAUUGUGGGAAAGAGUGAUUCAGAUGGGGAGAAGACGGUUUCUCAACAGACUGGACAACAGGAGCAUAAGGAUAGAAAAGAGGUGGAAUUCACUCUGAAAACCCACCAGGCAGUAAAUGACAAAGAGGCGCUUUUACGGAAGGCGAAAGAGAGUAUCCUGAGGAAGGUGUUUGGGCGAGGUGUUAGUGAGAAGCAAGCUGCAGAUGAGCUAGAGGCACUGCGUCAGGGAGUGGGGAAGAAGGAGAGUUUGGUGACAUCCGUAGAGGAAGUUAAGACUGUGGUGAGUCCUGAGGUUUCACCAGAAGAGAGUAAAGGAAUUGACAAGAAGGAAGGAGAAAGAGAGAAAGUUCUGCCUGGCCAUUCUAUGAUUCCCUUAGCAGCAGAGGAAGUGGAAAAAGCUCUGCCAUACCAGGUUAAAGGAGGAAGGAAAGGGGAGAAAGUUUUACUAGACCUGGCUAAAGGAGAGAAAGAGGAUAAAGUUCUACCAGACCAGGCUAAAGGAGGAGAGAAAGCUCUGCCAUACCAGGCUAGAGGAGGAGAGAAAGAGGAGAAAGUUCUACCAGACCAGGCUAAAGAAGGAGAGAAAGAGGAGAAAGUUCUACCAGACCAGGCUAGAGGAGAGAAAGAGGAGAAAGUUCUACCAGACCAGGCUAGAGGAGGAGAGAAAGCUCUGCCAUACCAGGCUAGAGGAGGAGAGAAAGAGGAGAACGUUCUACCAGACCAGGCUAGAGGAGCGAAAGAGGAGACAGUUCUACCAGACCAGGCUAGAGGAGGAGAGAAAGCUCUGCCAUACCAGGCUAGAGGAGGAGAGAAAGAGGAGAAAGUUCUACCAGACCAGGCUAAAGAAGGAGAGAAAGGGGAGAAAGUUUUACUAGACCAGGCUAAAGGAGAGAAGGAGGAGAAAGUUCUACCAGACCAGGCUAAAGGAGAGAAAGUUUUACUAGACCAGGCUAGAGGAGGAGAGAAAGCUCUGCCAUACCAGGCUAAAGAAGGAGAGAAAGAGGAGAAAGUUCUACCAGACCAGGCUAGAGGAGAGAAAGAGGAGAAAGUUCUACCAGACCAGGCUAGAGGAGAGAAAGAGGGGAAAGUUCUACCAGACCAGGCUAGAGGAGGAGAGAAAGUUCUACCAGACCAGGCUAGAGGUGAGAAAGAGGAGAACGUUCUACCAGACCAGGCUAGAGGAGAGAAAGAGGAGAAAGUUCUACCAGACCAGGUUAGAGGAGAGAAAGAGGAGAAAGUUCUACCAGACCAGGCUAGAGGAGAGAAAGAGGAGAAAGUUCUACCAGACCAGGCUAGAGAAGGAGAGAAAGAGGAGAAGGUUCUACCAUCUCAAACAGACCAGCUUAAAGAGAUGAUGCCGGGAAAGAAAAAUAAGAAGAACAAAAAAUCUAAGAUGCAUAAAGUGGUAGAAAAAGUUGAACCUGCGACAGAGGAGAAGCCAUCCAUCCACAAUAGAGCAGAUUCUGAAGUGAAAUCCACCCCGGGUGAUCUAGAGAGCUCAGUCUCUGGGGAGGAGCAGAAGAUUGAGAAGCAGCAAGACAAUAAAUCAGACGGUGAUGUUACAACGGUGGCAAGUGGUGAGGAGCUGAACAAAAUAGCUGCCUCUACCCAGAGUCUUAGUGGAGUUGACACCAAUCAACAAAGAUCAACCCACACCACUGCACCGUACCAAAUCAAUGCACACCUUGAGGAGAAACCUAAGGAGGAUAUUUCUUUGAGGAGAGAAAUUGACCCACAUGGCAAGGAAAUUGAACAAUUUAGGAUUGGUACACCUGAGAAGGAUGUCCACCCAGACACCCAUCGUGUUGUUGACGUUGUGGAUGCCUCUCCUGAAGCCCUUGUAUCCAUGUCAGGCGCCCACCUGGCUCCAGGUACCCAGACUGCUAAGACCACAGAGGAAACUGAUGCACAUCUGGUGAAAGAUACUGAGGAGGACCGGUCUCCGAGCAAACAAACUGAUCUUCCUGGCAAGGACAUUGAACAACUAAGAAUUAGUACACCUGAGGAGGCAUUUUUGGCACCUGCUACCCAGCCAGCUAACACUACUGGCAAAGGGAAGAAGAAGAAAACGAAACAGCAGCAAGAACAACAGCAGGAGCAGAAACUUGACAGUCCCACUGAAACUGAGUGUAAAGAGGAACAGUACCUUGAGGAGUCCACAGAAUCAGGACAGUCCUGGUCUGACGAGACCCCACAGUCUGAUGCAAAUGAGAUUGUUGAGUCUGAUACAACAGAGAGCUGGGAGAAGGAGGAGGAUGGAGAAAUCCAAGAAUUGGAGAUAAGGAAAGAGAAGAGCCCAGCUAAGACGGGAAAGUCCUCGUUGCUCCGCCAGGAAUUCCUGGAACACGACCAGCAAAUUGUGGCUCUGCUCUCUAUGGUGAGACACAUCGAGGUUCGCCUCAAGCAGCAGCAGCAACAGUCGAUUGGUCGCAGCCUCAUUGCCCUUGAUGACAUCAUCAAACAGACAGAGACCUUGGAUCUAGAACUUCGGGAUUUAGAAUCCCAGGUCAAAAAGGAAGUGGAUGCUGCUGGGCAGCUGCUGGAGCCCCGCCCACAGGAAGUACCACCUCAGCUACUAUUGGCCUUGGAAAAGGAUGGGCGAAGUUUAGCUCGAGGUUACGAAGCCGCCAGAGGGGUUUCAGAAAACAUCCUGCAGGGGCUGCGCGCACACAGAGAGGCACAUAAGGAGGCAGUGACUGGGGAACAGAAGUCACUUGGAGGGCGAGUAGAGGAUCUUCUCUUCUGGCUGAAGGAGACUGAGGCACAAAUUACAGGAAUGGAUGGGCAAACCCAGGGCGAGACUCCUUCUCAGCGCACCCAACAGCUCCAGCUAUGCAAGGGGUUGCAGUCGUCUCUCUCGGCCCGCUCCAAUGACGUCAACACGGUGGCCUUUGACAUCCAGGUGUUCAUCUCGGAGCGGGCUCAGGACCUGGCUCCAGAACAGAGCAGGCACCUCCUUGGGCAGCUGCAACAGCUCCAGAGGGGCUUCCACCGAGCCGCUGGCCAAGCCCACGCCAAGACCGACGCCCUCGCCGCCCGGAGAGAGAGGGAGGAGGAGAGGCAGCGCAGGCGCGAAGAAAAGGAAGAGGAAGAGGAGGAGAGAGAAAGAGAGAGACAGAGUGCAAGGGACAGAGAGGUGGUGCAGCAGCAGAAAGCAGAGUGCUCACAAAAAUUGGAAGGCCUUACAAUGUGGUUGGCCGGAGCUGCCAGCGUGCUGGCCAAUCAAAGAGCGGGAGCCGAGUCGGGUGACGUGAAUGUGCUGCAGCAGAAACGGAGCGAGCUGAAGGAAGUACAGAAGGACCUGCAGACCAGAGGCGAGGGCGUGGCGGAGACCGUCCGCUCGGUGGAGGAGUUCCUGGCGGAGCACGGUGACAGCCUGAGUCCAGAGGACAGGGCCAACCUCCAGGGGGCACUCUCCCGUAUGAAGGAGCAGUACAGUGCCCUGACGGACACGGCCUACUCCUCCCUGGCCCAGCUGGACACGGCCAUUAGCACCACCGUCCAACAGAACACACAGAGGGCGAAGGCAGUAGAGGAGCUGCAGGAGACGCGGUGUCAGAUCGACUCGCUGCUAGAGGAGCUCUCCUCCCUGAACCAGCCUGGGAAAAGAGGAACUGGCAUGACUGUUACUGACCACCCCUCCUCGCCAGAGGGAAGACUACAAUCACACAGCGACAUGCUCCAGGCAGAGCUCCAGCAGCUCCAGGCCCAGCAGGCCCAGCUGAUGCAGGUGUCCCAGAAUGCUCGCUCCCUCCUGGACCAGCCCGACUCGGCCGUGCCAGCCGAGGAGAAACGGCGUCUGCGGGACCAGCUAGACCAGCUCCAGACCCAACACCAGGAGAAGCUGCGGUCCUGCCAGGAGAGGCUGAGGCGCUCGGAGGCCCUUAAGGACGAGCUGGCCAAGUUCCUCCAGGAGCACGGAGGCCUGGGGACCUGGCUGGAACAGAGUGAGGGGGAGCUGUGUUCCCUGGGGGAAGGAGAGACGGACGCGCAGGGCCUGAAGGGGAGACUGGAAGAGCACAAGAAGCUGGCGGAGGAUGUGAUCUGCCACAAGGCAGACCUGCGCUUCGUGUCCAUCUCGGGUCAGAAGGUGCUGGACUCCUUCCAGGGGGCUCUGGAGAAGGUAGGAGGGUCUGACCCAGCCCUGGAGGAGACCAGGCAGCUGGUCACUGACAAGCUACAGGACGCCAACCACCGCUACACCGCGCUGCACACCAAGUCGUCAGAUCUGGGCGGGCGUCUGUCGGGUCUGCUGGAACGCUACCAGCAGUACCAGGACGAGGCUGUGUCGCUCCACACCUGGCUCAGCACCCAGGAGCAGAACCAGAGUAUAGCCGGACCCAGCGGAGAGACCGACACACAGACACUACAGAACACACUGCGGGCCGUACAGCUGUUGCAGGAUGAGCUGGCGGAGAGGUCAGUCCAGUUGGAGAAGGUGAGGAGGGCAGGCAGGGAGCUGGCUAACACACGGGAGUCCCCCACUCUCAGAGCUGCUGAGAUCAUCAGCACUGCAGAUGGUCUGGAGAAGAGGUUCAGCUCGCUGUCUGAGUCCGUGUCAGAGCGGGCUGAGCAGCUCCAGACGUCCGUAGCCCAGUCGGUCAGUGUCCAAGAGGGGCUGAAGGGCCUGCUAGCAUGGCUGGACGGCCUACUGCUGACCCCCGGGCCUGUCCAACCCACCGCACAGGCUGUCCAGGAUGCCCUCACACAGAAUCAGAAACUACGCCAGGAGCUGUUAUCCAGACAGGGCAGUGUGGAGGCCACCUGCGACUCUGUCUCCAAACUGCUCCAGAGCUCUGACGCCUCCACGGCCUCCGGGCUCCAGGGGUCACUAGAGAGCCUGACCCGGCACUACGCCGCUGCACAGGCCAAGCAGGCCGAGAGGGAGGCUGAGCUCCGGGGGCUCCUGCCCAAGCUGGAGAACUAUGAGAGACUGAGUACGGACUUGCAGGGUUUUACUCAGACCAGGCUGAGAGCUCUGAGCCCCGCGGGACAGCCUGACCGCAGUGUGGAGGACUACAGACAGACCAUUGAGGAGGUGAGAGCGGAGCAGGAGCAGGAGGCAGGUCAACUGAAGUCAUUCUGCCAGCUGGGGACAGACCUCAGCCAAGCCAAGGCCCUGACCAGCACACAGACCCUACUGGACAAAGUCAGUGAGGUGUCCGAUGAGUUCGCCCGGCUGGAAUCCAACAUCACUGAAAGGUACAACGCCACCCAGAGUUGUGAGCAGCGGCUGGGCCAGUUCCGCUCUCUCUCUGGCUCCCUCCUCAGGUGGCUCCGCACAACACAGGAGCAGCUGCCUCCCAAAGAGUCCAACCUCAGCACAGAGGCCCUGCAGAGGAGAGUGCAGCAGCUCAAGGACUUGCUGAGUGACUGGGAGGCCCAGGGAGUUCGGGUUCAGGAGCUGAACAAGACUGGAUCAGAACUGGAGACCCUCAUCAUCAACAUCACUGCCCCCCAGGCCAAGACAGGUGUUCCCCAGAUCAAUGGUGCAGACAGCCCCAGCAGGGUUAAUGGCAUUCACACAUGCAAAGACCUGACAGAGAUGCAGGUGGCGGUGGCGGAAGUGAACGGUCGUUACGAGGAGCUGGGAGGGGAACUGAAGAACAGACGGGGGCACCAGGAGGCUUCUCUGGAGCUCAGACAGAAGGCCAGCCAGGGUACCGAGGAGCUCAGCCGCUGGCUGGGAGACCGGGAGAACAGCCUGCACCUGGGCCAGACCACCACCUCCCCCUCCAAACCGGAGUUGGUACGCGCCCAGGCCCAGGAGAACAAGGCCUUACUGUCUGAGCUGGCAGAGCAUUCUGGGAAGGUGGAGGAGCUGAAGAGCACCCUGGAGAAGCUGAUAGCAGACAACCCAGACUCCCCAGAGGCAGACACCUGGAGAGAACAAAUGAAGGAGAUCGACUCCCGCUGGGAAAAGGCCAAAGAGACGGCAGUACAGAGACAGACUGAACUGGAGACCUGUGCCGAUAGGCUGGGCAGCUUUGCCACAGCAGCCAGUCAGUUGGGUCCAUGGCUCAGAGAGAAGGAGCUGAUGAUGAGUGUGCUGGGACCCCUGAGCAUCGACCCCAACAUGCUGAACACCCAGAAACAACAAGUACAGUUCAUGCUGCGUGAGUUUGAGACCCGCCGGCCCCAGUUCGACCAACUCACCCAGGCGGCCGAGGGCAUCCUUUCCCCAUCUGGUGGCGACUCCUCCCCGCAGGAUGCCAAGGACCUAGCGGAGGUCCGGUCCGAGCUGGGCUCCAUCUCUCAGCAGUGGGACGACCUCACUCAACGUCUGUCCCGGCGCUCGGAGCACAUCGACCAGGCCCAGGGCACCAGCGAGCGAUACCAGGCCCUGCUGAAGGACCUUUCGGUUAGCGUGGGGGCGCUAGGCGAGCGGCUGGACGGCCAGGCCUCGCUCAGUGCCCAGCCCGAGGCCCUGAAACAGCGCCUGCAGGAGACAGGCGAGAUCCGCUCUGAGCUGGAGCAGAGGAGGGAUGAGCUGGGCGAGGCGGAGAAGCUGUGCGGCGAGCUGAGCGCCAUCGUGGUUGAACCUUACCUGAGAGACGAGCUGAAGAAGAGGCUGGAGAGCGUGAGCAGCCCGCUGAGGAGCCUGGAGGAGAGGGCCACUGAAGGUCUAUCCCAGCUCCAAGCUGCUCUCUCAAGCACCCAGCAGUUCCAGCAGAUGUUCGAGGAGCUGCGGAGCUGGCUGGACAACCAGUGUGGUCAAAGAGACUCUACCGCCGAAUCCCUCCCCUGCCAGCCCGAGGCUAUCCGGACCCUGUUUGCCCAGCAAGAUGAGCAUCAUCGUGGGGUGGCCAGCCAACGUGGCCCCUACGAGCUCAUCCAGGCCGAGGGGGCCUCCCUGCUCGCCAAGCUACCCGCCGGCGGCGAAGAACGAUCAGCCUUACAGUCCCGGCUCGCCACCCUACGCCAGGACUGGGAUGAGAUUAAUCAGUGCAUCGUGGAACGCCAGAACCGGCUGAAAACCGCCCUGACCAAGGCCGAGAGUUACCAGCAGCACCACGCCAAGCUCACGCCCUGGGUGACAGAGUGCGAGAAGCGGGAAGCUGACAUCCAGCCCUCCCUCGACCCUGCGGCCCUGGACGAGGCCUUGCAGAAGGCCAGGCAGCUGGGGUUAGACCUGGAGCACCAUCGCCCAGUCCUGGAGGAUUUAAACACUGCAGCCGACCAACUCCUGGAACACUGCUGCGUCGGAGAAGAAGACAUACGUGACGAAAAAGCCCAACUCAACCGUAGAGUCGACGGGCUGGCAGAAAAACUCCAGAACUGUGUUUCCCAGCUGGAAGAGUUAGCGGGUCGACUUAAGGAGUUUGAGGACGGGCGGCAGACGGUGGAGAGGAGGCUGGAGGCGGCGCGGCAUCAGAUCGAGGUGCAGGAGGCGCUGGGCCCACAGGCGUGCAGCAACAAGAGCCUGGAGCGGCUGAGGAGCCAGCAGGAGACCCUCCACUCGCUGCAGCCACAGGUGGCCUACCUGAGGGAUCUGGCCCAGGGGCUGGUGCAGGACGCACCCCACACAGCAGGGGGUGGCGGAGAGGGAGGACAGAGGCUGGAGCAGCAGGCCCGAGACACGGACAGAGAGUUUGGAGACGUCAGCGAAAAGAUUGAAAAGUGCUGUUCCACCCUGGAGUCCCGUCUCCAGGGUGUGGGGGAAGUCCAGUCCUCGGUACGCGACCUCUUCUCCCGCCUGGCCGACCUGGACGACGAGCUGGACUCGCUGAGCCCCGUGGGGCGCGAUGCCGACUCGCUCGCCUCGCAGGCGGACGCCGUCCGCACUUUCCUGGCUCGCCUGGCCACGUUGAGGUCGGAGCUCGAAGGUCACGGGGGCGACUGCACCGCCAUGCUCCGCCGAGAGGGGUCGUCUCCCGAUCUCCUCGCCCUGAGGAGAGAGACGGAGGCCCUGAGCCGCCAGGCUGGGAAGCUGGCCGAGAGGGGCCAGGCCAGACUGGAGCAGAUCGAGGCAGCUGCCGAGAAGGUGGGAGAAUUCUACGCCCAGGUGGCGGCGCUGCAAGGGCUACUGGGACGGGCAGAGGAAGGGCUGAACUCGCAGGGCGUGGUGGGGACGGAGGUGGACACCAUCAAGCAGCAGCUGCACGAGUUCAAGGUGGUGGAGAGGGAGCAGGUGGACAGCAUUCAACCCAAGCUGCAGCGUGUGAACGCGGUGGGCCAGGGCCUGAUCCAGAGUGCAGCCAAACACACAGACACCCAGGCUCUGGAGCACGACCUAGAGACCACCAACCUCAGAUGGAACUCCCUCAACAAGAGGAUUGCAGAGCGCAUCGCCCAGUUGCAGGAAGCUCUGUUGCAUUGUGGGAAGUUCCAGGAUGCCCUGGAGCCUCUUCUGAGCUGGCUGAGUGACACGGAGGAACUGGUAGCCAAUCAGAAGCCCCCGUCAGCCGAGUACAGAGUGGUCAAGGCCCAGAUCCAGGAACAGAAGCUGUUACAAAGACUGCUGGACGACCGCAGAGCCACUGUUCAGAUGAUCCAGGGAGAGGGGGAGAGGAUCGCAGCCACGGCCGAGACACAGGACAGAGACAAGAUCCAGAAGCAGCUGGAGAGUCUGGGGGAGAGAUGGGGCGAGCUGCUGGAGAAAGCCAGGGCAAGGCAGUGCCAGUUGGAGGAGCUGCAGGCGCUGGCACUUCAGUUCCACGAGGCGGUGGAGCCUCUUGGAGAGUGGCUGAGUGCCACCGAGCGACGCCUGAGCACCGCCGAGCCCAUGGGAACCCAGACUUCCAAGAUCACCCAGCAGAUUACAAAACACAAGGCCGUCCAAGAGUCCAUCUCCUCUAGAGGAUCCGAGGUCGACCGCCUCGAGGCCCUCGGCCAAUCCCUGGCGCCCCUCAGCUGCGCGGCCGACCGCGAUUGGCUGAGGGAGCGCGUUGGGGCGGUGCGGCUAGGCCACUCGGAGCUCAGUGAUUGGUGCCAACGCAGGGCCGUCAUGCUGGACCAGGCCCUGGCCAAUGCGCAGCUGUUUGGGGAGGAUGAGGUGGAGGUGCUCAACUGGCUGGCUGAGGUGGGCCAGCGGCUGGGACAGGUGUCUGUGCAAAGCUACCAGCCAGGGGUCCUCACCCAGCACCACAAGCACACACUGUCUCUGAAUGAAGAGAUAGUGAGCAGGAAGAAGCAGGUUGACCAGGCCAUCAAGAACGGACAAGCCCUGCUCAAGCAAACCACCGGUGAGGAAGUUCUCCUGAUCCAGGAGAAGCUGGACGGUAUCAAGUCUCGCUACGCUGAGAUGACGGGCGGGAGUAGCAAAGCCCUCCGCAUCCUGGAGCAGGCCCUGCAGCUGAGCAUACGAUUCGCCAGCGCCCACGACGACCUCAACCAAUGGUUAGACAAGGUGGAAGCGGAGCUCAACGUAAUGGAGCUGGAUGCAACGCCAGCCUAUCAGGACAGACAGAAGGAGCUGAAGUGUGUGUCGGCGGAGAAGCGUCUGGUUUUGGACACGGUCAACGAGAUGGGCAGUGCCCUCUUAGACCUGGUGCCCUGGCGUGCCCGCGAGGGCCUAGACCGCCUGGUGGCUGACGCCAACCAGCGCUACCGGACGGCGGACGAGACCAUCACCCAGCGGGUACAGCUGGUACAGGCUGCCGUCCAGAGGUCACAACAGUAUGAGGAGGCGGUGGACGCGGAGCUGACCUGGGCUGGGGAGACGGAGAGGAAGCUAUCCUCCCUGGGUCCUCUGAGUCUGGAGCCUGACGUCACCGUGGCCCAGCUACAGGUCCAGAGGGCCUUCAAUAUCGACAUCAUCCGACACAAAGACACCGUGGACCAGCUACUCCACACCAGGGACGACAUCCUGGAGACGUGCAGCGACCAGCAGAGAGACGCUCUGAUGGUGAAGACUGACUCGCUAUCUGCCCGCUACGAAGUGGUGAGCCAGCGGCACCAGGAGCGUUUCUCAGCCCUGGAGCAGGCCCAGGUCCUGGUGGCCCGCUUCUGGGAGACCCAGGAGGAGCUGGAGCCUUGGCUGGGGGAGACCGAGACCCUUAUAGCCCAGCUGCCCCCACCCGCCAUCGACACCGAGGCCCUGCGACUACAACAGGAGCAGAUGAGGCUCUUGAGGGAGUCCAUAGCGGAGCACAAACCCCACAUCGACAAGCUGCUGAAGAUCGGCCCCCAGCUGGCCGUUCUGAGUCACCAGGAGGGGGCCACGGUGAGGCAGCGCUACAGCGACGCCGAGAAACGCUACGCGGCCAUCAAGGAGGAGGUCAAGGGUCACGCCGCCACCCUGGACGAGGCUAUGUCUCAGUCUGCGCAGUUCCAUGACAAGAUGGACCCCCUGUUGGAGACCUUGGAAGGGGCUGUGCAGCGCCUCCGCUCCCCUUCUCCCGUGGCGGCGGAGGCGGAUAAGAUCCGGGAGCAGCUGGCUGAGCACAAGGCAACCGGGCUGGAACUGGACAAACUGCUGCCCUCCUUCUCUGCCCUGUGUGCCCGCGGCGAGGAGCUCAUCAGUAGAGCAGCCCACGACGACCCUGCCGCUGAAGCCGUGCAUUCCCGUCUCCUGCGUCUGCGCUCCCUGUGGGAUGAGAUCCGGCAGAGGGCUGAGGAGCGGGAGGGGAAGCUGACGGACGUCUUGGACCUGGCUGGGAAGUUCUGGGCCGACAUGGCAGCGCUGCUGAGCACGCUCCGUGACUCGCAGGACAUUGUCAGGGAGCUGGAAGACCCCGGGGUGGACCCCUCACUCAUCAAGCAGCAGAUAGAGGCGGCAGAGGCCAUCAAGGCCGAGACAGAUGGGCUGAGGGAGGAGCUGGAGUUUGUACGAACCCUUGGGGCUGAACUCAUCUUUGCCUGCGGAGAAACGGAGAAGCCUGAGGUCAAGAAGACCAUUGACGAGAUGAAUGCCGCCUGGGAAGGCCUGAACCGGACGUGGAGAGAGAGGAUGGAGAGGUUGGAGGAGGCCAUGACUGCUUCUGUGCAGUACCAGGAUGCGUUGCAGGGCAUGUUUGACUACCUGGACAACACAGUGAUCAAGCUCUGUGACAUGUCCACUGUGGGCACUGAUCUGGGAACUGUCAAACAGCAGAUUGAAGAGCUCAAGCAGUACAAGGUGGAGGUGUACCAGCAGCAGAUAGACAUGGAGAAGCUGUGCCACCAGGGGGAGCUGCUGCUCAAGAAAGUCUCUGACCAGAACGACAGAGACAUGAUCCAGGAGCCCCUCACGGAGCUCCGACACCUCUGGGACAACCUGGGGGACAAGAUCAUUCACAGACAGCAUAAGUUGGAAGGUGCUCUCCUGGCUCUAGGUCAGUUCCAGCAUGCCUUGUCUGAGCUGCAGUCCUGGCUGAGUCACACCCACGCCACCCUGGACACACAGAGACCCAUCAACUCUGACCCCAAGGCCAUCGAGAUAGAACUGGCCAGACACCACGUGCUGAGGAACGACGUGCUGUCCCAUCGCUCCACGGUGGAGACGGUGAACGCGGCGGGGGCUGAGCUGCUGGAGUCCAGUCCCGGGGAGGAGGCCAACCACCUCCGCGACCAGCUGGACCACCUCAACCGCGGCUGGGAGAACCUGCUACUCAAGACCCAGGACCGUCAGAAACUACUGGAGGCCGCACUGCAUAAGGCGGAGGGUUUCCAUGGUGAGCUGGAGGAGUUCCUGCAGUGGCUGAGGAGGACAGAGAGCCAGCUGUCUGCAGCCAAACCCACAGGUGGCCUGCCUGAGACCGCCCGGGAGCAGCUGCAGCAGCACCUGGAGCUUCAGACCCAGUUGACCCAGCGCACUGAGCAGUACAACCGGCUGCUGGACGCGGGAGAGUCCAUGUUGCUGUCCCGCGGAGGGGAGGAGGGCGGCCCCGGGGCUGGCACGACCCAGACCCAACAGAACCUGGCCCUGCUGCAGAACAAGUGGGCCAGCCUGAACACCAAGAUGGAUGACCGCAGGGCGAAGCUGGACGAAGCGGUGUCGCUGGCCACAGGGUUCCAGUCCUCCCUCCAGGACACCAUCAACUGGCUGACCCAGGCUGAGCAGACCCUCAACAUGGCUCAGGCCCCCUCCCUCAUCCUGGACACCGUCCUCUUCCAGAUAGACGAACACAAGGUGUUUGUGAAUGAGGUGAACACCCACAGGGAGCAGGUUUUGGCUCUGGAGAAGGCCGGCUCUCAGCUGCGUUUCGCCAGUCUGAAGCAGGAUGUGGUUCUGAUCAAGAACCUUCUGCUGAGUGUUCAGGCCCGCUGGGAUAAGCUGGUGCAGAGGUCCCUGGACCGUGGCAGACACCUCGACGAAGCCCGCAAGAGGGCCAAGCAGUUCCAUGAGGCUUGGAGGAAACUGUCAGACUGGCUGGAGGAGGCUGAGAGCCGCCUAGACUCGGAGCUGGAGAUCUCCAACGAGCCAGACAAGAUCAAAGUACAACUGACCAAACACAAGGAGUUUCAGAAGGCUCUGGGCUCUAAGCAGCCGGUGUAUGACACCACAGUGAGGUCUGGUAAGGCCAUGAGGGACAAGGCCACGCUGCCCGAAGACACCCAGAAACUAGACCACCUACUGGGGGAGGUCAGGGACAAGUGGGACACAGUCUGUGGGAAGAGUGUUGAGAGGCAACACAAGCUAGAGGAGGCCCUGCUGUUCUCAGGUCAGUUUGCUGAGGCCCUGCAGGCCCUGGUGGACUGGCUGUACCGUGUAGAACCCCAGCUGGCUGAAGACCUGCCAGUCCACGGAGACCUGGACCUGGUCUCCAACCUCAUGGACUCACACAAGGCCUUCCAGAAGGAGUUGGGGAAGAGGACCACUAGUGUCCACGCCCUGAAGCGCUCAGCCAGAGAACUGAUGGAGACGGGCCGCGACGACACCGCCUGGGUCAAAGUUCAACUGCAAGAGCUCAGCAACCGCUGGGACACAGUCUGUGCCCUGUCCGUCACCAAGCAGACCCGUCUCCAGCAGGCCCUCAAACAGGCGGAGGAGUUCCGCACGGCGGUGCAGCUGCUGCUGGAGUGGCUGUCCGAGGCCGAGCAGACGCUGCGGUUCCGCGGCGUGCUGCCCGAGGAGGCGGAGACUCUGCAGACGCUGCUCCACACCCACCGGAACUUCAUGGCCACGGUGGAGGAGAAGAGGACCGACGUGAACCGGGCAGCGGGCCAGGGCGAGGCCAUCCUCACCACGUGCCACGCCGACUGCAUCACCACCAUCAAACACUGGAUUACCAUUGUCCGCUCCCGCUUUGAAGAGGUCCUCACAUGGGCCAAACAGCACGAGCAGCGUCUGGAGACUGCUCUGACAGAGCUGCUCAACAACGCCACGCUAUUGGAGGAGCUGUUGUCAUGGCUGCAGUGGGCGGAGACCACCCUAGUCCAACGUGACGGAGAGACCCUUCCACAGGACAUCCCUCAGCUCAAAACACUCAUCACAGAACACCAGGUGUUUAUGGAGGAGAUGACCCGGAAGCAGCCUGACGUGGACAAAGUGACCAAGACUUACAAGAGGAAACCAACAGAGCCCCCUAGCAGCCUAGCUGAGAGGAGAGGAGCUCGUAAAAACCAGCAGCAACAACAGCAUCAACAACAGGCGGCAAUGCAAGUCGCCGGGGGAAACCCCCGCUUGACCCAGCUAUGCUCAAGGUGGCAGCAGGUGUGGCUGCUUGCCCUCGACCGCCAGCGGAAGCUCAACGACGCCCUCGACAGGCUUGAAGAGCUGAAAGAGUUUGCCAGCUUUGACUUUGACGUGUGGAGGAAGAAGUACAUGCGCUGGAUGAACCACAAGAAGUCGCGCGUCAUGGACUUCUUCAGACGCAUCGACAAGGACCAGGACGGAAAGAUCACUCGCCAGGAGUUCAUCGACGGCAUCCUGGCCUCAAAGUUCCCCACCAGCAGGUUGGAGAUGACGGCGGUGGCAGACAUCUUUGACCAGGACGGAGAUGGUUACAUCGACUACUACGAGUUUGUGGCGGCGCUGCACCCCAACAAGGACGCCUACCGGCCCACCACCGACGCUGACAAGAUAGAAGACGAGGUGACCAGACAGGUGGCACAGUGUAAAUGUGCCAAGAGGUUCCAGGUGGAGCAGAUAGGAGAGAACAAGUACAGAUUCUUCCUUGGAAACCAGUUUGGUGACUCGCAGCAGUUGCGGUUGGUGCGUAUCCUGCGCAGUACGGUCAUGGUGCGGGUCGGAGGGGGCUGGAUGGCCCUGGACGAGUUCCUGGUCAAGAACGAUCCCUGCAGAGUGCAACAUCCUGGACUUAAGAUCCUUCGCUCCGACUCCAGUAGCGCCAUUUCAUCUCGUAUAGUGACGGUCACUCCUGGCUAUUUCUGCUGCAGAGCCCGAGGCCGUACCAACCUGGAGCUGCGUGAGAAGUUCAUCCUGCCGGAGGGUGCUUCCCACGGCCUGGCGGCGUUCCGCUCCCGAGGCCGGCGCUCCAAACCCGGCUCCCGCACAGCCUCGCCCACCCGCUCCUCCUCCUCGGCCUCGCACAGCGCUCAUAGCUGCGCAUCCUUGCCCUCUGCUCCCGCCACCCCCACCGCCUCCUCUAGGUCCUCAAACUCGCGUGGCUAUGCCAAGCCCUGGCUGGCACACAGUAAAACUCCAACACCAACCAAGUGCCAGUCCUGCCCAGACCACGACCACACCACCCCUGGGCAUGAGGGAGCAGCGUCGGGGUCCAAGCUGAAGAGGCCCACCUUCCACUCCAGCCGAGGGUCUCUGACUGGAGAGAAUGGAGGAGCUACACCCAUUUCUACUAAACCUGGACGUACCGACCCCAAGCGUACCCCAUCGGGUGCCAGUGGUCCGGUCAGCCGGGCGGGCAGCCGAGCGGGCAGCAGGGCAAGCAGCCGGCGGGGCAGUGACGCUUCGGAUGCCUCUGAGCUCCUGGAGACUCGCUCGGCCUGCUCAGACGCCUCGGACACCCCCCGGCGCCCAGGAGCGGCCAAGCCCUCCAAGAUCCCUACCAUCUCCAAGAAGGCCCCAAGCCCCAAGACACCCGCUUCUGGGAAGAAAUAGUGAAGGAGAUGUCAAAAAAACGUCAUAAAAAUGUCAUACAGCCAACCAUAGAGUCGUCAACAUAACAGCGUCAUACAUCUAACUAUCGGGCUGGUUUGACUCCAAGGGCUUCCCCAGCCCCCCAAAACACCAGCCAUGUUGAAAUAGGGAAGAUGUCCAGACUAUAGAAUUAGAUCAAGUAGAACGCACCAUCUCCUUUUCAAAGAGACGCUCUAUAGUGAACAGACUACUGGCGGCCAUAUUGGGUGUCACAUUUGAUCCAAACGUCCAUCCAUAGGGCUUGCAUGGGAUUCAUGCACCAAGACUACUGUAUGAAGGGCAGGGAGAGAGAGAGAGGGAUAGAUAGGGGAAGAUAUCUCUCUUUUCCUCCCUCGUUCACACACUCAAAAAAAAACUCACUGGGGGUGUCGGGUUCGUGCACUUAGACGGAACAGAACUUUCCCCUUUUAAAACCCAGAUCCCAGUUUGCCUUCCAGUCUCCUGUGUGCUCUGUCUCGUAACGGGAUUGUGCUCGACUGUUGUAGAGAAAGCCACAGCAAUUUGAACCGACAACCAACCAACAUAAUGCUGCCUUACUGUGUUACACAUUUCUGUCCGUUUACCUAAUCCGAGUUCCAGAGAACGUUAGGUAGAGCCUUGUAACUACUUUGUGUAUGUACACACUGACACGCACAGAACUGAAGUACACACACACACAUUGAGGGGAGAGAUUAAAUGACUCAGAACUUCCUGGAGAAUGGCAUUCAAAAGAACUGGAUUGUGGGUAUUGUGGACAUUUUUUUUCUCUCACCAUGAGUUCAACUGAAAAUAUGCAAUGAUUGCUGUCUUGUUUUUUUUCCUCCCCUGGACUGGGAAGUGAAGCGGAAUGACACUUCAGCAUGUCUGUGGGUCGGGAACAUCUAGACUAGCGUGAAUCUACUGUUCAGUGUCUGGGCGGCGCCACUCUGACCACUUCCUGCACUGAGCUAACUGCCUAAACCUCAAGCCCAGGAGACCGUGGAAGUGGCGGGAAACACACUGCAAUGUCUUCACAAACCACUGCAACAUUGGAAGUGUGUUUAAAGGUGUGAGUGUGUGUUUGAUGGAAUGGAGGGUUUCUCAUGUUGUCCUAUAAUACAGUAUGAAACCUGUGUGUCUGAGAAGAAAAGCACUAUUUCUUGGUGGGACCCCACUAACAGCAAAAACAUGACAGUGUGAAACAAUGUAGUGGAUUGUAAGGACACACAAUUUAAGCGACUAUAAUUCUACGAUUAGAGAUUGAAGACCAGCACACACUGACGGUGUAUCGCUGUAAUUCCACAUUGCCCCUCCCCCUACGUUGCCGCUGGAAACCCCAUAGCCGCAAACACACAUCUUUGUAUACGUGUGUCGUCGUCACCGUGUUACAGGAAUCAAAGGUCAGCGACUUGCGUCACCGUAUGCAAAGAUUUCAUUUGUGAAUGUCUUUCAUUCUGGUUCAUUUAUAAUCCUGUUGUAUUUGGUUUUAGUUUUGCUUUUGUAGUUUAAGAAAACAUUUUUAUUUAUUUUUCAGUUCUGUAUCAUCACCUUGGAGAAUGAUUAGUAUUAAUAUAAUGAAAUCAUGAUCUUUUGUACCAAGGAAAAUGUCUGCUCCUCUCUUCAACGUUGUAUGUUAUUACUUAUUAACUUUACUCAACUAGGAAGCUGACUUGAUUUCCAUGGCAGCCUUUUUUGCUAAUGACUACAACUCCCUGAACAUGACCAAAGGGGGUUGCCUUUAUUGUGUUGACAAAAGAACUACAAAUAUGGAUGACAGGGAACCGAACCCCUAGUGUCCCUCCUUACAGGCGUUUGAAUUGUCAUGUCUUUGAUGGCUGCAAAUGUGCUCCCCUAUUUCUUAAUGUGAGAGCUAAAGUAUAUGAAAACUUAAUGAACGCAAAUGUCAUCUUGAGGUGAUUUUAUUUAUUUAUUGUCUCUUUGGGGGCGGGGAUCCGGGGACGCCGACGAGGAACCCACCUUCUGAUGCGGUGUUAUUCUCUGUGAUGAAGAGAAAAUAUGUCGGUGGGAGGGGGGGGUUAGAAGUCAAUUGUGUAAAAUAAAAAAGCUAAGAUUAUAAA